Echinops telfairi (small Madagascar hedgehog) is the source of this 1173-nucleotide messenger RNA. Its product is annotated as serpin B3. Lineage: Eukaryota; Metazoa; Chordata; Mammalia; Afrosoricida; Tenrecidae. Gene Ontology annotation, biological process: negative regulation of endopeptidase activity. The record is from RefSeq and is a predicted model, not a curated record. The coding region runs from base 1 to 1173 and encodes 390 amino acids. Gene Ontology annotation, molecular function: serine-type endopeptidase inhibitor activity. The transcript has 7 exons.
AUGGAGUCACUCAGUGAGGCGAAUGCCCGCUUUGGGUUUGAUCUGUUCCAACAGAUGAGGAAAUCGAAAGAGGGUAACAUCUUCUUUUCCCCACUAAGCAUCUCCGCGUCCUUCGCCAUGGUCACUUUAGGUGCAGCAAACUCCACGGCCUUACAAAUGGAGAAGGUCCUCCACUUUGCUGAUGUCACAGGAAGCCCCUCAUCAGACGCUGCAAAAGGGCAGAUGGCGAAAAAAGAGAAUGUGCAUUCACAAUUUCGAAAGCUUCUGACUGAACUAAAUAACCCCACUGAUGCAUAUGCGCUGACCAUUGCCAACAGGCUCUAUGUAGAACAAAAGUAUCAGUUGCUUCAGAAAUACUUGGAUGAUGCUAAGAAAUUUUACCUGUCCGGUGCAGAAGCUGUUAAUUUUGGAAAUGCUGCAGAAAAAAGCCGAAAGGACAUAAAUUCCUGGGUGGAAAAGCAAACACAUGGAAAAAUCCAGGACCUGUUCCCUGAGGGCUCCCUCAGCUCGUCCACGAUACUGGUCCUGGUGAAUGCCAUCUAUUUUAAAGGGCAGUGGGACCGUAAAUUUAAUAAAGAAAUUACAGAAGAGGAAAAAUUCUGGCAGAACAAGGACACGAGCAAAUCUGUGAUGAUGAUGAAGCAAAGAGAGUCCUUUAAUUUGGCCUUCCUGGAUGACAUGCAAGCCAAGAUCUUGGAAAUCCCAUACAAAGGCGAAGACCUCAGCAUGUUUGUCCUGCUGCCGAAUGAAGUCGAUGGACUCCAGAAGAUUGAAGAUACACUCAGUGUAGAAAAGUUUCUGGAGUGGACAAGCCCCUCGUUUAUGAAGAAGACCAAAGUGGACUUGAACUUGCCCCGGUUCAGAGUGGAGGAUAAAUACAGCCUCAGCGCCAUGAUGAUAGCCCUGGGCAUGGUGGACGCCUUCAGUCCACAGGAUGCCGACUUCUCCGGCAUGACAGGGCGCAGGAACCUGGUGCUGUCGAAGGCCCUCCACAAAGCCUUUGUGGAGGUGAAUGAAGAGGGGACUGAGGCAGCAGCCGCCACGGGCAUAGAAGCGGUCCCAAUGUCCUUACCCUACUAUGAACCCUUCCACUGCAACCACCCUUUCGUGUUCUUCAUCAAGCAGAAGAAGACCAACAGCCUUCUCUUCUUUGGCAGAAUCACUUCCCCCUAA